Passer montanus (Eurasian tree sparrow) is the source of this 2534-nucleotide messenger RNA. RefSeq lists its product as uncharacterized. Bases 1545 to 2255 code for a protein of 236 amino acids. NCBI's taxonomy places the organism in Eukaryota, Metazoa, Chordata, Aves, Passeriformes, Passeridae. The record is from RefSeq and is a predicted model, not a curated record. The transcript is spliced from 2 exons.
GGCCUGCCCCGCGAGCCCCUCACACACGCCCUGGGGACACACGGCAGCGCUGGGCCCCAAAACCUGGCUCCAAGAGCUGUGUGCCAUCCCAGAUCUGCACAGGCACUGCAGGAAGAUGCUUUCUGGCUCCCGUAUGAGUGUAGACACAGCCCACAGAGAGAUCCCGAGGUCCCAGCUGGUACAAGGGCUUUGGGGUCCAGCUCCCUUUCUGGCACAAAACACCUCAUUUUGUCAAAGAGGAAAUUCUAGCUCAUCAAUGUCUGGCAGCCACACCGAGGGUGUACCCAGAUUAGAGCCCACUGCUGCUCCAAGGGCCAGAAAGCUUAAAUUUGGAGGCUCCAGAGAAUCUCAGAAGGCCUAACUUUAUUUAAGAUUCAUACAGAAUCAUUCAACAGCUUGGGUUGGAAGGGGCCUUAGAGAUUAUCUCAUUCCAACCCUCUGCCAUGGGCUGGCACACCUUCCACUAGACCAGAUUGCUCAGUGUAUCCAGCCAGGCUUUAAACUCUUGCAGGGACGGGGCUUUCACAGCUCCUCUGGGCAACCUGGCCAGCGCCCCACUACCUUCACCCUAAAGAAUUUCCUCUCCAUAUCUCAUCUAAAUGUACUCUCAGUUUGAAACCAUUUCCCCUCGUCCAGUCACUGCAUGUUUUUGCAAGAAGCCCCUCUCCCUCUAAUUUUUAAUAAGCUCAUUUUAAGUACUGAAAGGGUGCAGCGAGGUCUCCCUGAAGCCUGCAUGGAGCAUGUAAUGGACUUGAUAAAUAAUGGGCAUAGGAGAACAGCAGCUUUUAACCAGGCAGUUGGCAUGCCAAAAGGAAUUACAUUCUUGAUGAGAGCUGAUGCAAGCCAGUGUUUUCUGUGCUUGCUCCUUGCAGAACUUUGAGAUGCCAAAACUAGCAUUCAGGUGAUGUUACUUGCUGCAGCUCUCUCACAGAAAACUUUGUGUAGAACACAACCACAGGGAGAGUGUUUCUUUUGUGUUCCCAGGCUCCCCAGUCACACCCAGCAGGGUGGCAGUCUGGGCUGCCAGGUGCUGCUGCCAUGAGAAGCACUGCUUUGUAAGCAUACUCUGACCACUGAAGGAAAUGGGACAUAUGACAUCUUGAGUCAGUCAGUCAUUACAGAAAAAAAAAAUUGUUUACUCAGUGUAAAACAGACAGUCUUUUGUCUUCCUGGUCAAACAGCAAACAACAUCCUAUCACUGAGUUUUUACUGAAAAUGAGAACUUUCUGAGAAGUAUAAUUUGGUUUAAAAUAACAAGAACCCCAAAUACUUUGAUUUAUGGAAAUGAGAAGCAUGCUUUGUUUUGUGUCUCCUUAUGAUGCUGCUGGGAAUGAACAAGAAGCAUAAGACAAGCCACUUCUUUGUGCUUGUGCUACCAGAAACUCGUUCACUUGUAACAACUGGUGGCAUUAUUAUCUUUCUUAGGAAUUUGAGCAUAUCAUGUCAAUAAUUUUACUCUCUUAUUUCCUGCCUGAGUUUUCAACUCUAACGUAACACUUCACUCAAAGGCAGGCAUUAAGUCCCGGCCUAGCUGGCUACAAGCGAUGCCUUUGGGUGCAGAGGCCCAGCGGGACGGGCAGUGCCCGCGCAGCCCCGGCUGCGCCGCCCCCGGCGGGUCCCGCGGGGACAGUCGCGCACGGCGCCCGCGCCGCCGCCAGGGGCCGCUGGGCGGCGGGGCCGGGCCGGGAGCGGCACCGCGCGGGAUGCUCGCCGCCCGCCGGGAUACGGGAUACAGGAUACAGGCACUCCGCGCAGCGCCGCGGGCACGGAGCCCUGGACGGAGCCGUGCGGCCCCACCCGCGCGGAUGGCGGCACAUCCCAGCACGGGGCUCCCACACCCUGCGGCAAACGCCGUCAGGAGAGAAGGCGGCGGCAUCCCCUGGGGCAGCACCCGGCUGCCUUUGCUCGGGGGAUGGGUGGUGGCAUGGGCAGGCAGACACCCUCGGUCCGCCUUUCCCGGCUUGGGAGGGCGACGCUGUCGCGACAUUGAGAGGAAACUAAGGGACACGCCGAAGGCUCCUCGGCUGCCUCCGAGACGGGGGCAGAGCGCGGCGGAGCCCCGCAGCAGGCGCUCACCGCGGCUCACACAGCCGGGAGCCUCCCCCGAGGGCAGGACGGCAGGCAGCGGCCGCGAUCCCCAUGCCGGGAUGCGGUUCCUUCGGGACGCACCUGGUGCCCGGGCAGUGAGCGGCGCCCGCUGCGCCGCCCUACGAGCCGCGAUGCUCCGGACGCGGCUGGCGCGGGAUCGGAGGUGACACCUGAGUUAGGACACCCUGACACACCUUUUUGGGGUGUUUCUUCAUUCUUUUUUUUUUUAUCUUUUUUUUUUUCUUUCAUUUUAAAUUUUAUUUUUAUUCUUCUCCCGCCCGCCCCGUGCGGCGCUACGGGUGUUCCUCCGAAGGCGCUCGCAUGCACCGGCAGCCGCUCCCAGCGAAGCCGACCCUGCUCCCCCUCCCAGCCCCGCCGCCCCCCGCGUGUUUCCCCCACGCGGCUCCGCAGCCCUCCGCCCCCGGCCCGAGUGCCUCCGCCGAGCC